Daphnia pulicaria is the source of this 2894-nucleotide messenger RNA. RefSeq lists its product as uncharacterized. The transcript is spliced from 4 exons. Bases 88 to 2760 code for a protein of 890 amino acids. The record is from RefSeq and is a predicted model, not a curated record. Lineage: Eukaryota; Metazoa; Arthropoda; Branchiopoda; Diplostraca; Daphniidae.
AAUGUCGAUGCGUAGUUUUGAGUGAGAGCACUCUUGUUUUGUCGGGAGUCGUUAAAAAUCAUCACUAUAGGUUUUAGGUUGGUAACUAUGGCAAAUCAACGGGUUAAAAAAUCAAUGCCAAAUCGGUCAAUGUUUUACUUGUCUUUUUGGUGUGCCUUUGCAAUUUUGUCAAUGAUUCUACACAACGGUCUAACCGACGAUAUGAACCAUUCAUUUGACGAAUACUACGAAGACUUCGAAUAUCACGAGCUUGAGCGGCCGUCAAUAAAAAAUAUGUUGAAAGACGUUAGCUGGCCAUUCAACGAAACCUUGACGCAUUUCAGUCAUUUAUUGGUCGAUAUAUUCAAAAUGAAUGACAGCAGCAGUUGCCGGAAUAAUAAGAAAGAUCAGCAUUGCGUCAAAGACUACACCAGUGGAGAUCCCCUUGAAGAUAAUUUAUCUGAUGGCGAUUGGUCUAGCUUUGACGCAGCUGUUACCACGGACCUCAAAGGCCUUAGUACAUCUCAGAUGAUCAGCUAUUUUCAGGAUCGCUACAAUAAUUCCGAUAUCUUGCCGUCCGUCAACGAUUCACUCAUUUCAAUUUCAGGGGCAGUUACAGAAGCUGAAAAUCACAUUGCAAAGUACCGUAAAUCUGUCCCAAUCAUCGUGGCUUUUGUGUCCUAUCUGGAAGGGAAAUCCUUCAGUCUUGGAAAGAAAUUCAUAGACAGCCAGAGCAGAAACAGCAACAGGAAGCAAACAUUACGUCAGAUGGAAACCGAAAAAGUAAAAGUCGCCGCGUCGCUUUCCUCUUUGGAAUUCAACAAAAGUAUAGAAACGUACAAUCUUGCUCAUUUGCGCAAGAAACACAAGGACAAACUCUUUAGUGCUAUAGGACUGAAGUUGGUGGUGACUGCAGGUCUGCUGGCGUUAAUUGAAGAUGCCGAAACAGCCGAGUACAAAAUUCAAAGUCUUGUGGCCGAAGUCACACUAUCUGAAGCGCAUUUAGCCAAGCUGCAAAAAGAGUUGGAUUCUUUGCGGGAAGACUACGAAACGACUGAAACACUGGCCCAAAGAGUUUCGGCUGAACAACUACAGACCAACAGAACCCUGACCCAGACUAAGGCGGAUUUGGGAGCGUCUAUUAACGACGGAGUCAAGAUGAAAAAGGUCACCACUUUCUUGACGUCACUGCACGGGAAGUUAAAGGUGCUUCAGGACUUCGCCGUUAGUCAAACCUCGAAGGAUAUUAUCAAAGCCAUCAACGUCAACGACAUUCUCGAAUAUUUCGAAAAGGAUGAAAAAUCAGGAGCAGCCGCAAUCACUGAGACGUUGGUUGCAAAGGAAACUGCCCACGAUUUUCGCCGCUUGAUUCGGUCGUCGAGAGAGGCGGAGUUAGCAGAAUCCUUUGCAGUAGAAUCCUCAGAUUGCCCCGACUGUAAUUCUUUAUCCGUCGGGCUCGCAGUCGAUGAAACCGAUCCUUUUCGACGAAAGCGCGCCGUUGGUGUAAGCGACAGUGACAUCGAGACUGGCGAUCAAAUGUUAAUGAACAUUUCUGGAGUCUAUCAAACGUUCCGCAAGGUGAUGAGCGAUCCCGAUGAUUUUCAGCGGGACCAACUUUUUUCAGCGACAGCGACCGGCACGGCAGUUUUGAGCGAUCUGAUUUUGCUGGCCUUUUCGACUCCCGAUAUUGUCCUAACACGAACUCGAUCCUUCAACCCGAAGAAGCAGCACAGCACAAAUAAGAGUGGACCGGAGAGCUUCCGUAAUAUUCUGAAUCGGAUAAGCCAUUUGCAGUACAGUGCGUUGGUCCAACAUCAAUCUUGGCUGUCCCAACUGCAAAUAAUGUCGCUCACCUUGCCCGAUUCCCUCAAAACGGCCAUCAUUUUACUUCGUGCCCUGCUGGGCAAUCCGAAAAAUCCUACGGAACCCUCACCGGAGAUCACGCAACUCAUUUCUCUCCAACUCAACAACACUUUGGCGAUGGCGUCGGAAACUUUUCGCAACCAAUCGCUUGAAAUCGAAAACACCUUUCAAAAGCUUGUAGACUUCGCUACGCAACUCGACGGAGCUUCAAUAACCUGGAAAGAACGGCGCCGUAUUACGUCCAAUCCAUGUUCGUCGACGGUGAAGGCAGAAAAUAAUAACGUAAACAAGGACGAAAUUCCGGAUAGCUUGAUCAAUUUUAAUGGCAUUCAACAGAUGAUCGACGGCUGGCAGAAUUUAAUUGCGUCCGUGCGCAUCGUAACGCGAACCGUCAAAGAACUCGUCACUCCUGAACUGGAAGCUUUCCAAUAUUUGGUGGAGUGGAGCGUGCAAUUGGCAACCCAACGACAUGAGGCGGGAUGGGACAGCGAAUCGCCUGCCCUGCCGCUGAUUCAUCGCAUAAUCAGCCAGGCAGCCAAAGUCAGUCGGGCCGUUUACCUUCUCCAUGAAACCAACAGCGUUUACCUGAGAGUCUCCACUCGUCACCUGACACCUCAGACUAUCAAUGCGGAUGAGAUCAUGGCUUUAGAUCAUCCGUUGAGCGCCCAAGACUUGAAGGAAAAGCGCCGUGAGAUCGUUGAGGUCGGCCGACGAGAAGCGGAAUCGAUCGCUGAGCUGAUGAAAGAGGCCAAACAUGAGAUGAUUGUCAAAUUGACGGAGCACGAAAAAGUACGCCAACCUGACAAUGGGAACGAGCACUGCUCUUUCGAGCCCAAAGUAGGCAGGAAAGAUAUCAAGAAUUGCAUUCGCGGAAGAGAAUGCGAACGCUACUUUCUCAAGUCUUUUGUGUGUGCCUGAAUCAAACGACUGUUUGUUAACUCAAUGCUUAUUUUAUCUUUUUAGUGUGUUCACGUUGCUGUUUAGAGUGUUCGUAAGUGUGCAAGUAGGGCAUGUAUACCUGUAGCUACGUCUAAUAAAAUUUAUCCUGGCAA